This is a messenger RNA of Equus quagga, 4938 nucleotides long. RefSeq names its product prostate androgen-regulated mucin-like protein 1 (gene PARM1). Gene Ontology annotation, cellular component: early endosome; late endosome; Golgi apparatus. Lineage: Eukaryota; Metazoa; Chordata; Mammalia; Perissodactyla; Equidae. The transcript is spliced from 4 exons. The coding region runs from base 203 to 1111 and encodes 302 amino acids. The record is from RefSeq and is a predicted model, not a curated record.
CGGGCGCCGGAGGACGCGCAGCUGACGGAGCCGCGCCGCGUCCGCCUCGCUUCCCCGCCCGCCGCCCGAGCCGCCCGCGCCUCCCGCUUCCCGCCGCAGCCAGCCCGGCGGACGAGGAGCCGCCCGCGCCCCGUGCGCUCCGUCAGUCCCGGCAAACUCUCCCGCCGCCCGCGUCGGGCUCGGCAUCGAGCACCAGGGUACCAUGGGCUGCAAGACUCUCUUCGCUCUCUGCAUCUUCACAGCAGGACUGAGGGUCCAGAGUAUGCCUACACCAGCUCGCCUGCCUGUUUCUCUGCCAGAGGAGAUUACCCCACCGACAGCCGUCUGGAUCAGCUCUCCAGAAAGCCCUCCUGCCUCCCCUACCAGUGGCACGUCCAGCAACUCGGUGCCCCCAGUUACAGCAUCAGUCCAGACAGCUCCACUCCCCAAGAACGUUUCCAUAGAGCCCAGAGAAGAGGAAACCACCAACCCAACCUCGAAUUGGGAAGGCACAAACCCAGACCCCUCACCAACAAGUGGUGGGGUCCACUUAACACCCACGCCCACCGAAGACACUUCGGGCACCCCUGAAGCGAGCGUGCCAGCUACAGGGUCUCAGUCCACCACUGAGUCUCCCGUACCCACCUCCCCUCAGGCUCCAGCCUCAUCACCCUCACCCUUGUCAACCUCACCACCACCAGAGGUUCCUUCUGCCUCCAUCAGCACCAACUACAGCUCCACUGAGACCAGCACGAAGCCCACAGGAGGCCCAACCACACCAGAGUCCCCAGUGGAGGAGCACAGCUCUAGCCACACACCCACUUCACAUGCCACAGCUGAGCUAGUGCCCACAGAGACAACACCCCAAACAACUGUGCCAGCCAUAGUGACCUGUGUGCUCCUAGACAUGGAGACCACCACCUCCUCUGUGGUGAUCAUGCAGGAAGUGGAGCAUGCACUGAGUUCAGGCAGCAUCGCCGCCAUCACGGUGACCGUCAUUGCCGUCGUGCUGUUGGUGUUUGGAGUCGCAGCGUAUCUGAAGAUCAGGCAUUCCUCCUACGGAAGGCUUUUGGAUGACCACGACUACGGGUCCUGGGGAAACUACAACAACCCUCUGUACGACGACUCCUAACAGAGGAACGUGGCCUGCGAUGAGGAAGAACUGUCCUUUAUUUAUAAGUGCUUAUCCAGUAGAUUAAUAACAAGUACCUGACGCACACUGAGCGACAAUCUUAAGCCCUGUUUUGUUGGUAUGGUUGUUUGUUUUCCUCCCUCUCCACCGGCUGCUACAACUUCCCCUUUCUGGUACAAAAAGAAUCAUUCUUUAAAGGUGGGUGGAGGCUGAUUUGCAGCUGAGAUGAGCCAACCUUGAGCCAGCCAGGCCAGACCACCAUGGCGGAGGCUUCUGGACCCACCGCAGGACCCACUGCGAGAGGACUGAGGAAGAGGGAUCAAGCUGUUUGGCUGGGGGUUACUUUCAGGGGAACUUUUUGUUUGUGGUGUUUCUUAAACUUUCAUUUAGGAAAUUACAUUAAAUCUCAAUGAGGGGAAAGGAAAUGAGUACUGGGAGGACCUCCCCCUACAGAUAAGGAAGCAGGGGUUUCUCAGAUUCUUUUUCAAUCUGUUUAUCUGGUUGUGUCUGACAGGAUGCCUGCUUGGCUCUACAAGCUGGAUCCCAGCUUCUUAGCUGCCUAAUUAAUGAAAGAAGAAACUAGAAGUGCCCCGGAGGAGGCCACAGGCCGAGGGCAGAGAGGCAGGUUGCUGUCAGGUCUCAGCGUGCCCUCUACCUCUGCUCCCCUCCAGGCCACGUUUCUCUGCUAAGGAUGCCCAUUCUGGUCAACUGCAGCUGGAAUCCCAGCCCACAAGCCUUCAGCGGAGUUGUGGUUCCACAGGAGAAGGCUAUGAGAUGAGUUUAGUUAUAGAAGAGAAGUGAGAGGCAUGUGGAGUGGGUGUAGAGCGGGGAGUGGAGGGGGUGGGAGGUAAAUGAGGGAGCUGACGUGCAUCGAAUACCUCAUUAGAGAAGUGGGAAUCAGCCCUCGGUAACUGUCGGAGACAUCCAUUCCUUGGACGAGCCCACAGAAUCCUGGCUUUAUACCCACAAAGCAACUGGUUCGCUGCCUUACUGUCUGUUGGAUAAUGGCUAUAAACUGUUUUAAAAAAAAUUUUUUAAAGCGCUAGUCUAUCUGUAAUUGCUCAGUGAGGCAUUUCCAAAGGAAACAGAUACCUUGAUUAAUCCAUUUAUUUUUCCCAUACACUUACCAUGUUAAUUCUGCUGUUUAAUAAAUGAACACCCCUGGGUAUAGUCUUAAAAUUCUGCAUCACGAAUUUUAAGAACUGGUCAUCUUUGCAGGCAUCCAUUUAUUGCAGUGGUUCUCAACCAGCAGGCGACUUUGCUUCCCUCAGGGGACACUUCAAAAUAUCCGGUGAGGUUUUUGAGUGCCACAGGUUGCGGGUGCUGCUAGUGGGUGGAAACCGUGGGUGCAGUCAGCAUGCUAUGAUGCACAGAAUAGCCCACCACAACAAAGAAUUGUCUGGCCCAAACGUCAAUAGUGCUGAGUUUAAGAAGCCCUGAUUUAUUACAAUGCCCGUUGUGACAAAACGAGACAUUCCCAGAUUAGUAAUAUUUUUUAUGUUAACUAACUGAAAUGAUUUGUUCAAUUUCUAUCUAAAAAGCAUUUAGUUUGUUGGCUCAUGGGUUGUUUUUGGCAUGCAUGGUUGCCUUUUCAUUUCUGUUUUCUGGAUAGCUUUAUUUCAUGGCUCUAACUCUGUCCUCCUGUCACACCUGAUAGUAGCAACUGGCGUCUUAUGUCCUGAUUUCAUGGAAUAGAAACAUAUAUUGGGUCCUAUUACAAAAUGUGUUAUAUUGUCCUACAGUGUCAUAAAGAACUUGAAACUGGAUCAAUUUUUAUUUCUAAACUUGGACCUGCUGCCAUGACUCUGUUUAGUUUCCAGAAACUUGACCCUCAGCUCAUCCUUCCACUCGCUGUGGCCCAGCAAAGUCCUGACAUGAAAACCCCCAUUGCCAUGCUGUUCUAAACCUCCCUGGUGUCAGAGACACUAGGAUCCGUGCCACUUUCCACAACCUGCCAUCCCACACUCUGAAAAGAAAUUAUUCCUCAACUCCUUAGAUAUCAAAUGAGAGUGAGCAACCCCCAGAGGUGUUUCACAACAGGCGUGGGGAAGAAGAAGUCAGUUUCCAGGAGUUCUGAUAUAUCUGAUUAUUAAAAAACAAAACAAGUGGACACUCUCAGAAAAAUAGCCAGGAAUGAUCAAGGGUGCCCCUCUGGUCGUGCGUGGCCUGAAUAAUUGUCCCUCUUCCCCCCCUCACCCCCUUUAGACACCUUCAGUUUCCCAAAGGACAAUUCAAUAAAAGGAGGACAUUCCAUACAUAUUUUCUCCCUCAACCACAAGCAUUUUGACAAAAUGUCCACGAAACACCUUUGGAGAGGUGCUCUUCUGGAUGUUGCUUCAGUCAGAAACACUGGGUGGAGGACCGGCCUCUUCCCAGGGAAUCCUGGCCAAUUAUAAACCACAGACUCAGCAUCUUUCCUUACUAAAGACUGCUAUUGUGCAAGAGCACUUUAUGGUUUUGUUGCUCUUAUUAACUUCCAAAUCCUUAUGGCAAAGAGAGGGAUCUGGACCUAAAGCAGAUAUACUGAGCAAGGUGACAGCUUCCCGUAAAAACUCUAACACUCUUUGUUGUGUUAGUUUAAAAUAUCUAUAGGUUGAACCGUAUGUUUCCAAGUGCAUUUUUUCUGUUUUUUGAGUUGGCCACAAGGUUUUAACUGUAUUCAACAAACGUUGCUUAAAACACACACACAGCCCCCCACCCCCGAAAAAUAUGCCGAAAAUUGACGUCCUUUACCUCAGGGAGAGAGUCUGUUCGGGUCUCCUCAAGGGAAAUGGCUCCAGUGGAUCUAAAUCAAGGACAUGCCGUGCAGGGAUAGGAGUAGUCCUAGAGGGUUGGAGAGAAUGUCAGAGCAGGAGGGAGGCAAGCCGCCUCCUCUCUACCGUAGAUGGCAGAUGAGGAGAGAGUGGGACUCAACUUUGUUGUCUUUCCCCAUGGCCCUGAUGAAGUCUCCUGCUCUCCCUGGACAUCUGUGUCGUCAUUUCUUCAGUGGAGGUGAUGCCUUCAUAUUGACCUCACCCCAUGCUACCUCACAAAUGUGUUGUGAGGACUAACAAAAUCAUGUCUACAGUGUUUUCAGUUUCUGGAGAAAAAUAUUUACGGACAUUUUAAGUAUCACAUAGAUAUAUAAGGGAUCUCAGUUUCUUGUUUGUUGUUAUACUGGUGUGUUGUUUUUACUUAAAUCUAUAAAACAGCUAUAUCGUAGCCACAUCAGACAGCUGUUACAACUCUGGGCUACCCGCCAGAACAGCUGACUGACUGCAGGGUUAACCGAGCCUGGGACCACAAAGGAUGGUUUUCAUCUCCAAAUGAAAGGAUGGCCCAGGACAUAGGUCUCAUGGACUAUUGAGUUAGGAUCCAGGAGGUUGGAGUAACACAGUAUUGACACCUGAACACUAACAGCAGUAUACCUCUGGCCUUUACCAUCCUGAAGUCUUCUAGGUUCUUUGUGGGGUUAAUUUUGGUUUGAGGUCAUCUAUUUGCCCUUCAUCUUGCUUGCAAGGGUGCAUGGUUCAAUCCCUCGCAUCUGGGAAAUAAAUUUUUCAGUGGGGCCAGAUGCUAAUUUGCACGUUGGUUCACCUUCUUUGCCUUUAACCUCUUUUUGGCAAAUGAAUGUACCAUUUCAACUUUGAUUUUAAAGUGCUAGUUGAUAUUGGUAAUUGUGCUAACCAAGAGACCAAUGCCAGAUUGCUUUCUUGGGGUGAGUUAGCCGACAUUUAAAGAUAGAAAGAUGUGCAACUUCUUUGAUAUUUGAUGUCACUGUAUCUACAUUUGUUGUAAGACAUUGCAUACUAAUUAUAAUUAUAUCAAUUAAAGUUGUUAAAAGCUUG